UGUGUUGUUUUUUUGAGGCGUUUGACUUUGGUAUUUGGCAAUUGUUGCGUUAUCUUGACAGGACUGUGAAGUGUUAUGGAAAGGUUAUAGAACAGGUAGGCGUAUACAUGUCGUAAUGAUUCUCUAUCAUGUGAGAUGGCGUCUCUCUCAUCUUAGACCACGGCAUCACCGAGUCACUCACUCACUGUGAGUUGGUGCUUUCUAUCGUCGAUGGAUGGUCUAGCCCCCCAAAAUAUUCCGUCCCCACAAAGUUUGGUUCGUUCGCCUGAUUUUCCAUUUCCCUUCGGGGCCAUGUGCAUUUGUAUGUUCCCUGCAUUAGCUCUGUAUUUGCAUUUCUCUUUUGUUUCCUCCUCUCUCUCUCUCUUUACUUUCGAGGUUUUAUGUAAGUGACGUGAGCCCCGCUUCCAAUGGAGGGGUUGGUUCCUUUUUUCAAGGUCAGGCCCUGUCUCUCGCUUGUUGUCACUGGGAGUUUAUUAGUUGAGCUGUAUUGGAUGUGAAUGAAUCUGAAUGACUCGGGAAGUCAUCAAUCACUUUUUGUUUCUGCCUUUGUCUCAUUAUUUAUAACGAGAAGCUGUUUAUCGUCUCUGAACCACCUUCAUCUUAAAACCUCAAACAUACAUCUUGAGCACUAUUCUCAAAGAAGCCAACAAACUCUUAUCAACUCUCUUCCUCCUACCACCAACCUCCACCAAAAAUCAUCCAUAACACAAUGUCUUCAUCAACACAACACCAUCAACCAAAUCGCUCGUCAGGAUGGACCGAAGAAAUGCGCGACAGGCAAGCCCGCGGGAAAAACCCAUACAGCGAAGAAAGCGACGUGAGCGAUGGCGAACCAAGGCGUCUUGGACCGCGGUAUCGUUCUUCGGCUUCACGAUCUUUCAGCGCCGACGCUGAUUCCUACAGUCCCGUUUUUGAAACACACGUAGAGAGAGAACGGAGAGGAGAGGCUAUGUAUAUUCUGGAUAACCAUGCGGCUCUCAUGGCACAUGCGCAAGCGACCGGCGAUAGCAUCGCUGGUCAACGCCUUCGAUUUAUGCGCCAAUUAUGUGGCUUCGAAGAUAAGCACGACGACACCAGCACGGCGAGGAGUAAACAGAGUCGCCGAGUUAGUGAUAAAAUCUCUCGAUAGUACAGAGUUCUCGUCACGGGAAGGGAGAAGACGGCCCUUGGUGAGAUACGGAUCUUUUAGCAAACCAUCACAAGCCUUUUAUAAUGAAUCACGACUUUCAAGUAAUAGAAUUGAAUGAACCUGUAUUUGCUUAUCCAUGCAGCUGUAGUAAAUGUUUACUGUUAGUAACCGCCAUCUGGUUCAAAACUCUGG
Messenger RNA from Fusarium odoratissimum NRRL 54006, 1321 nucleotides. RefSeq lists its product as uncharacterized. The transcript is spliced from 2 exons. Bases 710 to 1129 code for a protein of 139 amino acids. NCBI's taxonomy places the organism in Eukaryota, Fungi, Ascomycota, Sordariomycetes, Hypocreales, Nectriaceae. The record is from RefSeq and is a predicted model, not a curated record.